AUGGGGUCUACCACUUCCAAAGUUAAUUUCAAGUAUCUACCCCAUCAGAAAACUCAGUCACUCGCUAAACAAGAGAUCAUGGUUUCGAAAUCGUCAAUUGUCACCACUAUCUCACUCGCUGCUGCUGCUGCUGCUGCUGCUCCUUUAGCUAAUCCAAUUUACAGCAACUUUUCUGUCAUCGCUACUCAAGUCAUUGUCACUGACUACACCACUUAUUGUCCUGAAGCGACUACACUUACCAUCACCACAUGUUCAGACAACCACUGUCUUCCAACAAGAAUCACCGUCACUGAACCAUCCACAGUGACAAUCACUGAAGAAGUGUUGUGCUCAGCCACAUCCACCAUCAAGCCCCCAGCAUCGGGAUCUUCCACCACCCAAGCUACUGGUCCCAUCAUCACUGGCGAGAAUACAAAUACCCAUAAAGGUACUGAGUCGACCAUUUAUGUCCCAACAACUGAAGUCGUUACUAUUACAAGUUGCAGCAACCAAGUAUGCCAUCCCACCGAAGUCAAAGUGACAACUUCGGCUACCUUGACUACUACACCAGCCAUCACACAAGCUACUACACCAACCACCACAAACACUCCUGGUGUCACUGUGAUCCCAGACAUAACUGUCUUCCCAGACAUUACACCAACAGGUCCACAAACCCAUACCGACGAAGGACCAGUCUUCUUAUCACUAGGCGGAAACAACACCGCGGUUACAGUUGCUGCCGCAUCCACUACACCAGCAAAUAAUGCCCCAGCGCCAUUUGCAUUGAGUGAGUCUCAUUCUUCAUCUAGCUUGGGCGAAUCUCCAAGCAUUGCUCCUCUUGCUGGAGGUGCAGCUAUUUCUGAUAGAGCCAACUCAUUCUUCAUUGGGGUAGUUGUAGUUGGGCUUGCUUUGUUUUAG
Lodderomyces theae is the source of this 897-nucleotide messenger RNA. RefSeq names its product Pga13p (gene PGA13). The coding region runs from base 1 to 897 and encodes 298 amino acids. The record is from RefSeq and is a predicted model, not a curated record. The transcript has a single exon. Lineage: Eukaryota; Fungi; Ascomycota; Pichiomycetes; Serinales; Debaryomycetaceae.